This is a messenger RNA of Sodiomyces alkalinus F11, 1071 nucleotides long. Its product is annotated as WD repeat-containing protein. Gene Ontology annotation, molecular function: protein binding; RNA binding. The record is from RefSeq and is a predicted model, not a curated record. Gene Ontology annotation, cellular component: catalytic step 2 spliceosome. Lineage: Eukaryota; Fungi; Ascomycota; Sordariomycetes; Glomerellales; Plectosphaerellaceae. Bases 1 to 1071 code for a protein of 356 amino acids. The transcript is spliced from 4 exons.
AUGUCAGCCGAGAAGCGACCUGCGUCCGAUGACCCCGGCGCGGGGCAGAUGAUCGUGAAGCGACAGAAUGUCGGCUCAUCCGCAGGAGCUCUAGCGAGGCUCAAUGCUUCGGGGAACAGCAGUGCGUUGGUUCAAGCGGCUCCCCGAACUAGCGGCCUCCAGGCUCCAGUAAUGGAGCUGUCUGGCCACUCAGGCGAGAUCUUCGCGGCCAAGUUUGACCCGACGGGCAACUUCAUCGCGUCUGGUUCCAUGGACAGGAGCAUUUUGCUCUGGAGAACGUACGGCGAUUGCGAGAACUACGGCAUACUCAAUGGCCACCGAGGAGCAGUGCUUGACCUUCAAUGGUCACGAGAUUCGAAGAUUCUGUUUUCCGCCUCGGCCGACACGCACCUGGCCAGUUGGGACCUCGACAACGGCACGAGAAUACGUAGAUACGUCGGGCACGAGGAGAUCGUCAACUGCAUGGACAUCAGUCGCCGGGGCGAAGAGCUCCUCGUCAGUGGCAGUGAUGACGGGUCCAUAGGGCUCUGGGAUCCAAGGACGAAGCACGCCGCGGACUACAUUCAGACCGACUUCCCCGUCACGGCGGUGGCCAUGUCGGAAGCGGGAAAUGAGGCUUACUCGGGCGGUAUCGACAACGACAUCAAAGUGUGGGAUUUGCGCAAGAAGGCUGUGGUAUACUCCAUGCUCGGACAUCAGGACACCGUGACGUCUUUGCGGGUGUCGCCAGACGCACAGUCCCUGCUUUCAUACUCCAUGGAUUCGACGGCUCGCACAUGGGAUAUCCGUCCGUUUGCUCCAACGGAGCGGCAAAUUCGGACAUUCGACGGGGCGUCUAUGGGACUAGAGAAGAACCUUAUCCGUGCAAGCUGGGACGCGGCUGGCAAGAGCAUCGCUGUAGGCUCAGGAGACGGCACAGUCACUGUGUGGUCGAGUGAUACCGGCAAGCUCAUGUAUAAGCUUCCGGGCCACAAGGGCACUGUCAACUGUGCCGAGUUUGCCCCCGGUAAUGAACCAAUACUUUUAUCCGCCUCGUCUGAUCGCAACAUGUUGCUUGGAGAGCUACGGUGA